Messenger RNA from Sceloporus undulatus (fence lizard), 3995 nucleotides. It is a transcript of the gene RDH5, whose product is annotated as retinol dehydrogenase 5. The transcript is spliced from 5 exons. Lineage: Eukaryota; Metazoa; Chordata; Lepidosauria; Squamata; Phrynosomatidae. The record is from RefSeq and is a predicted model, not a curated record. The coding region runs from base 212 to 1171 and encodes 319 amino acids.
AGCUGGUUGGGGAGGGCUCUGGUCUCUCCCCCUUCAUGGACUUUGGCUAAGAUCAGAACUUUUGUCUGCUGUCUUGCGCAGCUGAAGCCAAGCACAGUAAAGCGUCCUAACCACGGUAGAGCAUAGCUGCUGCUGCUUCUUCUGCUUCCAGUUUUAGCUGAAGCUGUUGGCACACUCACCUAGUGAGAAGGCAUUCAGGGACAACUCUACAAUGUGGUGCUAUGUGCUGCUCAUCAGUGUUCUUUGGACUGUGGUCUGGUUCUUCCGAGACCGGCGAAUGUUGCGUACCUUCAAGGAUAAGUAUGUUUUCAUCACAGGCUGUGACACAGGGUUUGGGAACAUGUUGGCCAAGAGGCUUGACAAGAAGGGCUUCCAAGUGUUAGCCGGUUGUCUGACUCAGAAAGGGGCGGAUAAUCUACAGCGUUCCAGUUCACCAAGCCUCCGCACCACCCUCCUCGAUGUCACCAACUCUGAGAGCAUCCGCAAAGCAGUAGAGUGGGUGAAGGGUGAAGUGGGUGAAAAAGGGUUAUUUGGUCUUGUUAACAACGCAGGCGUGGCCAACCCCAUUGGCCCUACCGAAUGGAUGAAUGUGGAGGACUACCGUAAGGUCAUGGCAGUCAACACGUUCGGAGUGAUUGAGGUAUCUUUGGCUUUCCUGCCUUUGCUCAAGCACGCUCGUGGCCGCGUGGUCAAUACCUCCAGUGUCUUAGGUCGCCUCUCAGCUAACGGUGGUGGCUACUGUGUUUCCAAAUACACCGUUGAAGCCUUCUCAGACAGCCUCAGGAGGGACAUGUACCAUUUUGGUGUAAAGGUCUCCAUUGUGGAACCAGGUUUUUUCAAGACUGCUGUGACCAACCUCGAAUCAAUAGAGGCCUCCUUGCGCCAACUCUGGGAUCGAAUGAGCCCUGAGACCCGCCAGAGCUAUGGGGAAGACUUCUUUCCAAACUACCUGAAGGUCCAGAAGUUCAUCAUGAACAUUAUCUGUGAUCCAGAUCUCAGCAAAGUGACCAACUGUAUGGAGCAUGCCCUGCAGGCAAAGCACCCUCGCUCCCGCUACAGUGCUGGAUGGGAUGCCAAGUUUGUAUGGCUGCCAGCCACUUACCUACCUGCCUUCUUGGUGGACAUUGUUCUGGCUACUGUUUUACCAAAACCAGCACACAGGGUCCGCUAGACUCCAAAGCGUCUUCUCCUACACCCAGUACCAAACCCAUGGCCCAACCGACAAAAAAGAUCACAUUUCCAAAAAAAAAAAAAAAACAAAAAAAAAAAAGUUAUGAAGAAAUAAAAGUAUUUAACCAGUGAGCAAAAGGUGUUCUCCACCCACCUCAUCUUCCACAGGUCAUUGGGGGUUAGGUUACUGAAACUCUCCGUAAUACACAUAAUAUAGACUGGGGUGGGCAGAAAAUAAGUCUUGAGUGAUUUGCUAUAGAUUUGUAUUUCUAACUUCUAAAUUGUUUAACAAUGUAGCAAGAAAAUGGCCAAAAAUUCAUCCCACUCCUCACAUUAUCUGCUGAAAUAGAGAGCUUAGGGUAAUCAUAAGUGGAUUUGUGUGUGACAAAACAGCAAGUUGUGUUCAGUUCCAGUUCUCCAAAUGAAUUUCUAGGUUCAUAAUUCUAUCAUUCAAAAUGUGCUUCUCUUACAACACUGAUUGGUUAGUCUUAGGAUUCUAGUGGUGGGAAAAGUAGAAUCCUGAGGGUACUUCCUAAAGUGAUGUAUUACAAAAAGGAAAUCAAGAUUAUUAUUUCUAAGAAUGGCUUCUGAUCCUUUAGAAGGGAACAGUAAGUGAUAGACAUGGGAUUUAUAGAUUGUGAAGGAAAAAAAUGGACAUAGGAUCCAUCCAAACAUCUACAGGGUCAGGAGAGAAGAACUGGAUAUCCAGUAGCAGGACAGAAGUAUAAAACUACAUGAGUUGUGGAAUGGUGAGCAAGGGCGUUGCAGCAGCUGACUGUUUAGGGCAACUGCUUAUGAAGCUUUCCAAGUCAACUUUUGUUAAAGGGAAGACCUGACAUGGUAAUGUGGAACAGGGAUCAUAGAGGGACAAACUUACAGCAGAUUCUAGAGCACACUCCAGUUAUGUAGGACCGCUGCCAGGUUCCCUCAGCAGUCCAUGGAAAUUAUUAAUAUCCUACCCUUUUCUUAGUUUGGAAUGCGAGGAGGUUUACAAAUACACAGAGCACCUUUCACAUAUUUGGACACUGCAGGGAAAUAGCAAGAGUGUGGUGAACAGAAAGAUGUUUCAAAGAAUCUUUUUUGUUCUUAUUUAUCACCUUAUUAAGGAAGUUCCUGUACACUUCCAAAGGACCUCAGGGAUUCCCCAUGCUACAAUUUGAGAACUAGGAUAUUUUACAGAGAAGGCGAAAGAUGAUCAGGGCUUCUCUACUCUGAAAGAAGACAGAUAAACAGAGUUAAAUAACCACACAAUGAAAAUAUAGCUUUAGCCUAGUUGGAUAUGAGUAGCUCAGGGCCUGUUCAUCUGUCUCCCUCAGUAAUCAGAACCUGCCCUACAGAUAUCCAAGAUUAGGAAGGCAGGUUUCACAUAUGUAGUAGUGGGCCAGCAGCAGUAUAAAGAUACCACAACCAAAAAUCACUGAAGCAAGGAGGAUCUGCCAAACAAAGAAUGAGGGGAGAAAAAUAUCUGCACUUUCUUUAUUCCUAGUGGUAGACAAGAGGCCAUCCAGCUGCUACUGAACUAUAGUUUCCAUCAUAGCUUGACCAACAACCAUGCUGGCUAGGACCCAUGGAGGGAUGUGUGGACUCAUUCAUAAACCCAACUAAGGGAGAAUGUCUGAGGCUUAAAAAGCAUUCAACAACCCCAACAUAAAUAUAGUAUUGUGUUUAGCACCAGCUCACAUGAAAAGAAGGCAUUGCUAUUAGUCACAUGAGUGUGCUGGAAACAGCCUGCUUCCAGUGUUGGUUUUAUUACAUAGGUCAAAAAGGGGGGUAGGGGUGGAAGAGCAAAGCUAGUCAGCAAGAAAAGCUUACUGUGUUAGAUCUGCCUUUCCUGUGACCUCACCACAGUAUGAUUUCUGCUACACACAACUUCCUCAUUGUUAUUCAGUAGAGCAAAACCCAGUUCAAUUUUGAACACCAGAUUAAAGGUAAGGAAGGCAAUACAGUGGCAUAACUAAGAUGAUAUUUACAGAAGAGGUCAGGAAAACUGCAACUGCUGUACAAAUUAACAGGAAGUCUACUCCCAUAUAUUGAUAGAGCAGGGGUGGAUAACAUGUGAGCCUCUAGAUGUUGCUGUACUAUAACUCUUAUCAUCUUUCACUGUGCUGUUAUGGCUGGGAGUUGUAGUCCAACAUUUUUAAGGCGACAAUGCCAACCUUUGAGCCUAUCCUUUGUUAUACAGUGGGCCCUUGAUAUUUGCUGGGGUUUGGUUCCAGGACCCCCUGUGGGUAUUAAUAUCUAUGGAUGCUCAUCAAUUAAAUACAAUGGCAUAGUAAAAUGGUGUCCCUUAUAUAAAAUGGCAAAAUCAAGGUUUGCUUUUGGAAUUAUUUUUAAAAAUAUUUUCAAGCUGUGGAUGGUUGAAUUCGUAGAUACAAAGGACCAACUGUAAUGUCAUGUAAAUGAAAUACAUAUUUCUCUUACAAACCCCUUACAAAGGUAUUCCACUAACAAUUACCAUGGACUAAAGCCUAGAUAAGAACUGAAAGCAGGACAGAAUAAAGGAAUAUUACAAAUCUAGGGUAAGUGUUGUUUCCAAUCAAGAAGUAAAAUAAGCAUCAGAAAUACACAUGCAUUAGUUUAACACAAGAAGAACUCUCAGUUCCUACCGAUCCCUUCGUUUAUGGUGAGGGGCAUAUUGCCCUCCAGAUGUUAAGACUUCAAUCUAACCUCAAUGAAGCAUGACAGUAGACAACAACAACAUUGGAAGGGACACACAAUCCCCAUCCUUGUCAUAGCACAAGACUUUAAGCCACUUCCUACAUUUCCAGAGCAAGAUUCAGUACCAUCAGCUUGCCUCCUCUGCUCAGCUUACACAAGAAAAGGCU